UGUUCGUGUGCUGUGUGACCCGCUAAAGCCGACAAGUUAGGAAAUCAGAAAAAGAAAAAUGGCAGAAAGUGAGCAGCCUGGGAAAAUUUUUAUAGGAGGCCUCAACUUAGAGACCAGACAAAAGACUCUUCAAGUAAUAUUUGGGAGAUUUGGACCAAUAACACAUGUUAUUUUGAUGAGAGAUCGUGAAACUAAGAAGUCUAGAGGCUUUGCUUUCGUUACUUUUCAAUGUCCUGGAGAUGCUAAGAAUGCUGUCAAAGAAAUGAACGGAGUGUCUUUGGAUGGAAAAAGAAUUAAAGUAGAACAAGCCAGAAGACCAUCAUCACUUGAAAGGGGUAGCAAGAGGAGACCAUUAUCCUUUUCAAGAACCAGAGGUGCUUCAAGAAUUCUGAAAUGUGGAAGAGGAGGAAGUAGCAGAGGAAGAAGUCGUCCUUCACGUGAAAGAAAUUUGGAUGAUGGUAGAUAUACUCCUAAUUUCAACAUAAGUUCUUCUGGGAGACACUUUGCAGUUAAAAGAAGUACAUCUUCAAAAAGGGAAGGUCCUCCUUCUAAAAGAUCUGCAACUGCUGCUCUGACAAGAGCCAAUCCUGGACUGAGAGGACAAGAACCACAUGGAAGAGAGGUGUCUAGAAAUAUGCCAAGAAGAGAGCCAGUAUCUUCCAGAAGAGAUGAAUAUCCAUUACCAAGGGAUGAUGGUUAUUCUUCUAAUGAUAGUUUUUCAAGGAGAUAUGCGUCAACAUCUAGAGGAUACCGUGACUAUGGCAAUUACAGCUCUCGGGAUGAACAUGCAUCUAAAGUCUUCAGUGAUCAUGCUGGCUACCAUGGGGGACGUGAUAGAGAUUUCUCUGAAUACUUAAGUGGAAAUUCAUACAGAGAUACAUAUGAAAGUUAUGGAAGCUUCCAUGAGGAACCAUCUGCAAGAGGCACUUACACUGGAAACAACCGCUAUGAUGACUAUAGUAGCUCACGAGGUGGAUAUGGUGGAGGACGAGAAACUUACUCAGGCAGCCGAAGUGACAUAUAUGGCUAUGAACGUAGUGGUAGACAAGUGCUUCCACCUAUUGAUAGGGAAUACUCUGAGCAUGGGGGCAGAGAAGAAAGAGGGCACUCACCUAUGGAUAGGCUGUAUAGGGCAUCUCAUGAAUCAUACACUAUUAGUUCAAGGUUUGGGGGAUACCAUGGAGGUCAUGAAGAAACCAGAUAUGAAAGUGGAGGCAGGCGUUAAAAGUCUUAAGUACCAAACAUCAUUUCUAAGAAGAAAAAUGAGGUGUUAAUCCUAUGUUCUCUGAUGUUAAGUUGAAUAUAUUGAUUUAGGAAUUAAGGCAUAUUAAGUUUUACAGCAUUGCCCAAAUACUGAAAUUCAUUCGUUUGGGGGAAAGUGAAAUACUAUCUAACUUUCCGUCCAUGAAUUCGACUAGAAUGUAAAGCAAGAAAGCUUUAACUGUUAAAAAACAUUCUUUGUUAAGUAAUACCUGUUAAUGUUAAAUUAGGAUUGAACAUUAGAGAUUAAAUAUCUGCAUUGUCAAAAAAACUCUCAAUAAAAAUUGAAAGAAAA
Molecule: messenger RNA, 1555 nt
Organism: Rattus rattus (black rat)
Lineage: Eukaryota; Metazoa; Chordata; Mammalia; Rodentia; Muridae
Product: RNA-binding motif protein, Y chromosome, family 1 member B-like
Exons: 9
Coding region: 59-1225 (388 amino acids)
Biological process (GO): positive regulation of mRNA splicing, via spliceosome
Cellular component (GO): spliceosomal complex
Molecular function (GO): RNA binding
Source: RefSeq, a predicted model, not a curated record